UAAAUACCAAUCAAGUGAAAAGAAUAUCCGUCAUUCGAAUUCCCAACAAAACCCACAGUGCACGAUGGCUAUCGAUUGAACAUCGUUUAAUGACACUUCAUGCAACAGAUUAGUUAUUUUUUUAAUUCACGAGCAUGAUACUGGACUAGCAACACUACGAAGGCAUAUUUUUGUACAAUAUUUGUUUAUCAAAAUACAUAAAUUAUGUUAAGCAAUGAGAAACGCGUUAUACAAUUAAAGCAAUUUAUCGUACUUUUUUGUGCAUAAUGUAAGAAAAUAAGUUAGAAAAGUUAUUGAUGAAUUUUCUGUGAGUUACACUAUUUCCCUGUCUAUUUUGUAUUUUUUAUAACAAUAAAGUUUUCCUUAAUAUAAAGUCCUCCAUGCGACUUUCAGCGUGCAGGCAUUUCGAAACGUCAUGAUUCACACCGUUCAAAUUCUGUCAUUUCUCUUGUCACACAACACACACACACACACACAAACAUUGCCACACGCACACAAGCAAGGGAAUAAAGCACCCAAAAAGAAACCAGCAGCCCGCAUCCCGGAUGAUAAUGUUGUUGGAUCAAUUUCAUAUCUUCUGUUGGUAAUACAUUGAGACGAAAGUAAACUGCACUAUCAUCAUCAGCAACUACCCAGAGUCAUACUUGCCGCCAGCGUUAUCAUCUACCCUCGCUACUCGCCAGAAAAAUACAAAAAAUACGGCCACAUAGCUUCCGAGAUUUACUGCACAACCAUCAUCUAGCAGAGGAACACCGUACUGUGUAACUAUGGCGAAUAUGGCAGUAUCCCGCAUCAAAAGAGAGUUUAAGGAGGUUCUUAAAAGUGAAGAGAUCACACAAUGCUCUAUUAAGUUGGAAAUGGUAAAUGACAACUUUACGGAACUGAGGGGUGAGAUUGCUGGACCACCCGACACGCCAUACGAAGGAGGAAAGUUUGUGUUAGAAAUAAAGGUCCCAGAAACGUACCCUUUCAAUCCUCCCAAGGUGAAAUUUGUGACAAAAAUAUGGCAUCCUAACAUCUCGUCUGUGACUGGUGCGAUUUGUCUCGACAUACUAAAAGACAAUUGGGCUGCUGCGAUGACCCUGCGGACGGUAUUGCUAUCAUUGCAAGCACUGCUGGCAGCUGCUGAGCCGGACGAUCCACAGGAUGCGGUCGUUGCUACGCAGUACAAAGACAACCACGAAAUGUUCAUCCUGACGGCAAAGCAUUGGACCAACGUGUAUGCAGGUGGUCCGUUUGCAAAUGCCGAUUUUGAUCAGAAGGUUCAACGAUUGCGUGAUAUGGGUAUCCCGGCGUACGAUGCCCGAGCCGCCCUUUCACGCCAUAACUGGCAUCUGGAACGUGCGUCUGAACAGCUAUUCAGUUAGUCUCUUUGUGGGUAAUGUUCGACCGCCUCCCGCCCCCAUACUCGAUGUUUUUAUUUGUGUUUUCCUUUGCAAAUGACGUGUUUUUUUCUCGUAGCCAGGGUAUUCCUUUUUAAAUACAGAAAAGUGCGUUUUCGUGAAGUUUUAAAUUAAACCGUUCUCUUAAUGAUCCAAAGUACCGUUGGAAACGUUAGCAACUGAUACAAAUGUUACAUGUUUUGUGAUAUCAUCAAUCAGUAACCUUCGGUAAGUUUUUGUUUUCUGUUGGAAUACACAAAUACAGAACCACCGUCAUUUCGCAA
Messenger RNA from Anopheles gambiae (African malaria mosquito), 1666 nucleotides. It is a transcript of the gene Ubc4, whose product is annotated as ubiquitin-conjugating enzyme E2-22 kDa. Gene Ontology annotation, molecular function: ubiquitin conjugating enzyme activity; protein binding. The record is from RefSeq and is a predicted model, not a curated record. Gene Ontology annotation, biological process: protein polyubiquitination; proteasome-mediated ubiquitin-dependent protein catabolic process. Bases 768 to 1367 code for a protein of 199 amino acids. The transcript has 4 exons. Lineage: Eukaryota; Metazoa; Arthropoda; Insecta; Diptera; Culicidae. Gene Ontology annotation, cellular component: nucleus.